AAGAGGAGAGGGGCACGGACCACGGAGUAAAAUGGCAGUGCUGAGUCUGCUGACGUCACUGAAUCAUAUAGUCGCCCUCACUCGCUUCUCCUGCGCCCUCCAUCUCUACGCUUCUCCAUCGUCGUCUUCGUCCUUUGCCAUCAGAAGGUUCAAACCACUUCGCCGUUUUGUAACCAUGUCCUCGUCCUCGUCCUCGUCGCCGUCUCCGGAGAAAACCACCGCUCGUUAUGGCUCGUGGAAGUCUCCGAUCACCGCCGACGUCGUCUCCGGAGCUUCCAAGCGUCUAGGCGGAACCGCCGUAGAUUCUAAGGGCCGUCUCGUCUGGCUCGAGUCCCGCCCCUCUGAGUCAGGGAGAGGGGUUCUGGUCAGAGAAGGCGAUAACCCUGGAGAUGAACCAAUCGAUAUCACGCCGAAGGAUUUUGCAGUCAGGACUCUGACUCAGGAGUAUGGUGGUGGUGCUUUCCGGAUCUCAUCAGAUGACACAGUUGUGUUCUCCAAUUACAAGGAUCAACGGCUCUACAAGCAAGAUCUUGAUUCCAAAGAUUCAUCUCCAAAACCAAUCACUCCAGAUUAUGGUGCACCAACUGUCACUUAUGCAGAUGGGAUAUUUGAUACACGUUUUGACCGUUACAUUACUGUUAGGGAAGAUGGUCGCCAGAGCAGAUCAAAUCCAGUUACAGAAAUAGUGGAGAUCAAUCUCAGUGGAGAGACUCUUGAAGAACCAAAAGUACUGGUUAGUGGUAAUGAUUUCUAUGCAUUCCCACGAUUGGAUCCUAGAUGCGAAAGGCUGGCUUGGAUUGAGUGGGGUCACCCUAAUAUGCCAUGGGACAAAGCAGAGCUCUGGGUUGGCUACAUUUCUGAGAACGGAGAUAUUUACAAGCGUGUAUGUGUUGCUGGUUGUGAUCCCAAAUAUGUCGAAUCACCAACUGAACCGAAGUGGUCAUCAAGAGGGGAACUCUUUUUCGCUACUGACCGAAAGACUGGAUUUUGGAAUAUUCAUAAAUGGCGACAGGUUGAAGGGACCAAUGAGGUGGUUACUGUUUAUUCUCUGGAUGCCGAGUUUACCAAACCAUUAUGGGUUUUUGGUAUAAGCUCCUAUGAGAUAACUGAGAGCGGUGAAGGAAAGAAUUUAAUUGCAUGUAACUAUAGGCAGAAAGGCAGGUCAUAUCUUGGUAUUGUGGAUGAUUCACAGGGUUCUUGUUCCCUGCUUGAUAUUCCUUUGACAGAUAUCGAGAACAUUACAUUUGGGUAUCAAUGCCUUUAUGUUGAGGGAGCAUCUGCCAUUCAUCCAUCAUCAAUAGCCAAGAUAACGCUUGAUGAUCACAAGCUAAGAGCAAUCAAUUUUGAGAUUGUCUGGUCUUCUUCCCCCGAUGUUUUGAACUACAAGCCUUUCUUCAGCUUGCCCGAGUUAAUUGAAUUCCCAACAGAGGUUCCGGGUCAAAAAGCUUAUGCAUACUUUUAUCCUCCAUCCAAUCCUUUCUACCAAGCUAGCUCGGAAGAGAAGCCUCCAUUGCUGGUAAAAAGUCAUGGAGGACCUACUGCCGAAACACGAGCAUCCUUAAAUCUGAGUAUCCAGUACUGGACAAGUCGAGGAUGGGCAUUUCUUGACGUUAAUUAUGGUGGAAGCACAGGUUAUGGUAGAGAAUAUCGAGAGAGAUUGUUAAAGAAGUGGGGGAUUGUCGACGUCGAUGACUGCUGUAACUGUGCUAAGUAUCUGAUAGAUAUCGGAAAGAUAGAUGAAAAGCGACUGUGCAUAUCUGGAGGCUCUGCUGGAGGGUACACAACCCUUGCCGCCUUGGCGUUCAGAGAUAUAUUCAAGGCUGGAGCUUCACUAUACGGCGUUGUUGAUUUAAAGAAGUUGAGAGAAGACGGUCAUAAAUUCGAAUCCUAUUAUAUUGAUAAUCUCGUCGGAGAUGAAAAGGAUUAUUACGAGAGAUCACCAAUCAACUUCGUCGACAGAUUCUCUUGCCCCAUUAUCCUUUUUCAAGGAUUAGAAGACAAAGUCGUGUUCCCAGACCAAUCUCGUAAAAUCUAUCAAGCCUUGAAAGAAAAGGGCGUACCCGUCGCUCUGGUUGAGUACGAAGGCGAACAGCACGGUUUUCGCAAGGCUGAGAACAUCAAAUACACACUGGAGCAGCAGAUGCUGUUCUUCGCUCGGGUCAUCGGAGGGUUCGACGUUGCUGACGAGAUAAUCCCUCUGGAAAUCGACAACUUCGACUGACGAAAUUCCUGAGAUUUUCUCUGACCCGUAGUUUCCGUUAUCGGUAUCGGAAGUUUGCGCGUUCCGAGGACGCACAUCGAGAUCUCGUUUUCUUUGAAGAAAAGAGCAUAUUGUGGGCAGUGUUGUGGUCGAGCAAGAAGUGUUUUCGAACUUAGUAUCCAACAUUUUGAUUUGACGGUCUAAUCUUAUUACAAAGUAUGAAUGAAGACAUAAUCACAUCACAUACAUUACGUCA
Tarenaya hassleriana is the source of this 2456-nucleotide messenger RNA. RefSeq lists its product as uncharacterized. Gene Ontology annotation, molecular function: serine-type peptidase activity. Gene Ontology annotation, biological process: proteolysis. The transcript is spliced from 19 exons. The record is from RefSeq and is a predicted model, not a curated record. Bases 32 to 2221 code for a protein of 729 amino acids. NCBI's taxonomy places the organism in Eukaryota, Viridiplantae, Streptophyta, Magnoliopsida, Brassicales, Cleomaceae.